AUGGCGGGAACACCCUCCCGCCCAGAGAACGACGUUUUCUUCUCUUUGUCUUCUUCUACUCCUCAUGAAAUGUUCGUCUCGCGAUCUGCAAGUCAAGAGGAACGCUACGAACCGUCUCCCUUUCUCGUUUCUUCUACCUCUCCUCCUUCUUCCUCUUCUUCUCUUCCUCAUCCUUUCUCUCCUCCUCCCCUGUCUGGUCCGGCCGAUGCGUCGUCGUCUCUCCUCCACCCCUCUGGUCUGCCUUCUUGUCUCUCUACAUCGUGUUUUCCGUGGCAGUCGCCGUCGUCUGGCGUUUCUUCUCAACGGGUGUCUCCUGCGACUCUUUCCUCGCCUGCCGAGUUCCCUGGAGUCUCUGCGUUGCCGCUGUUUCCUUCCUCUGACUCGCUCGUCGCUUCGCCUCUCCCGCUCGCAGCUUCCUCUGCCUCCACGCCUCCGCGACCCCCGCCGUCGCUCGACGUUCAACAAGGCCAGCCUUGGGCGCCUCCUUCCGCGUCUUCACCCAUUUGCCUCUCCCCGCGAGCCGAGCCUCCUGCGGUCGCUUCUUCUCUCCUUCGUCGCUCUGCAGGUUCUCUUGCAGGCACUCCCGAAAUCGUGCACCUCUCGACGCCUUGUGAGUCUCUCGCUCCGGACCCCCGUCUCUCACAGUUUUCCUCACCUGCUUCCUCGUCUGCCGCGACAUCCACUUCUCCUGCAACUCUCCAGCCUCCUUCCCCCCCGGCCUCCUCUCCCGUACAAGCUGCUCCUUCGCUGGCUUGUUCUUCUUCUUCUCCGCCUGUGCUGUCGUGUGUAUGUCCAGCGGAGCUGUCGUCUUGGGCGUCCUGCUGUCGGGCCUGUCUGACUUGCAUUCAGUGUCGGAAGCAGCUGGCGUUUGAAGAGGAAACUGGCAGUGUCUUUCGCCGUCAGUUCCUCGAGUGCCAGGCGCUCCUGCUGCGGCUUGCCGGCACCGAGGCGGCGGAACGCGAAGCUGCUGAAGCUCUCUUCUUUCGCUCCGCGUCGCGCGCAGGCGUCCUCCUCGCCUUCACCGCCUUUGCGGUGUCUGGACAGACGGAGCGCGGCUUCGUCCUCUCCUGCAUCCACGCGCAGCACUGCGCUGCAGCGCACAGCACAGGCGAGGACUUCAAACACUCGCAGAUCGCGGAGAGAGGUCGAUCGCGAAGACGCAGAGGACAAACGAGGACGGCGCGCAGGCGGCAAGAAGGCGAAGGGCGGCCAUCAAGUAGAGAGCGACCCCGAGGCGCUGGCGGGGGGGAGACGAAGGAGUGCGAGACAGGCACAGCGAGUGAGGAGAGAGAAGAGAGACUCGGAGGUGGACGAGAAGAACGAAGAAGAGGACGAAGAACGGACGCAAACGGAGAGAACGCGCAGAGGAGCGGAUGCGAAAGAAGGACGCGAGACCGAGGCGAGGAACAGACCAAAAAUGACGCGUUUGAAAAGGGCGAGAGAGAAGGAGCCUGCGGUGGAUGUCGACCAUCUGACGGUCUCGCGGAGACGCCCCAGGAGAGAGCAGACGAACGGCAAAAGGACAGAGGCCCCCCCGCCUCUCCAUUCUCUCCUCAAACGUUUGCAGACGUGCGAGGAACUCGACGACAGGACGUUGGGCGCUGCUGUUCAGAGGCCAACGCAACUCCGCGUCGCGAGACAGCACCCGAAACAGCUUCUUCUGGCCCCUCAGGACAUACGCAGCUCGAGGGGAAGAGGCGCGCGUGCUCCCGUAGAUCCUUUCAAGAAGAUGAAGACUCCUUACAAGACAUGGAUUUCUCCGCCUACCUCACUCCACCUUGGGCCGCUCCCGUGAACCUCGUCGAAGUCGGUUUUUCUCCUUCUCGGUCUUCUCCCCAGUCUCCUUCCACCCUUCCGCUGGCGUUGUUCUGUCGCGAGCGCAGUGGACGAGAGUCUGUCGGCUCCGACGAAACCUGUUUGCCUUCUCUGCAGCUGCUGUGCGCAACCUUGCUGCUGCGGCGCGUCGUGACACCUCACUGGGAGUCUUUUCCUCGCUCUGAGAGACGAGCUGCUUCUUAUCUUCUCACGCAUGCACUGCUGCAUUCGACGGCGCUUGUGAGGCCUCACCUCCAUCGCGUAGUUUCUGCGGUUCUGCUUCGCCGCGCUCGUCCUCCCAGACUGCGGCGUCGUCUGCCGGCGACCGGUGAAGCCUUUAGAGACGCAGAGACAGAACUCGUAAACAAGCAGCAUUCCUCGAACUCCGUUUCUGAGCGAAGAACACAGACCUCGCCCCCAGCCUCCUCGGACGUUUCGCAGAGCGAGGAGACACGGCGAGACGGCGCCCACCGACCGCGCGGCUUCCGCGGAUGGUCCAUCGAGCCCAGUAGAGACAGAAGCGGAGAUAGGGGAGGAAACAGGGGAGGUGCAUGGAUUCACGAACGGACUCAAAUGUACAGUUCACCAGGAAGGAGUAAGGAAGAAGGCGGAAGGCCAGGAACAGGGGCGGCCGGCGGACGUCGAGAGGACUCCAGUUUCGAUGAAAGAACUCGAAGGCCGAGAGGAAAUGGAGAACAUGGAGAUCAGGGGGGAGACGCCGAGGCCGCCGCUGGGAUGGAGACAGACGGCUAUCAGCUGGCCAGAGACGAUUCGCUGAAACGCGAGGGAGACAGGCGAACUCGGGAGGGCGACUCGCGGGCAGGCGCGCGCCCAAUGGAGAUGUACAGCGAUGCAGAAGGAGCGUCAGGAAACGAAAAGAGCGGAGCAGACGAGGAAGGCGAAAGCGAGGAAGACGAAGACUGGAUACAGCUGCGUGUUCAUGUCUUAGUUCUACUUCGGUUGUCGUUGGACGCGUUGCCGGCGUCUCCGUCUGAGGCCUCUGGAGCGUCUCCCCUGUUUCUGUGUCGGCCUUCUUCGCCUGCGCUUCUUGAGGCUCAACUGUCUCUCUUGUCCCUUCUGCACUGCCUCGUGGAGAAUGCAUUUGUCGCCUUGGUGUUGCCUCACUCCUUCGAGAGUCUCAGGCGACACUCGGCGCAUUUCCAGCGCGUCUGCGCACCCUCGAUGUCGCCUUUCUGUCCGUUUCUGGAGGCCGUCCUCGCCGCGCUUCGCCAGGCUCUCGACCGCGCGAGACCGGCGCCCGGCGCCUGCUUUGGGCUCCACCUUUGGGGCUGCACAGCAGGCGGUGGCGCCUCGGCUGUCUCGUCCCUCGAUGGCGACGCUGUCGGCAGGACUCUCGCUCUCACCAAGGCUCGCCUGAGCUCCCAGUUUUCGCUCCCGUCGCCUCUCCUCGCCCAAGCUAUUGUCGACCUCUACCGGGCGAUUCUGCGAGCAGUCGCUCGCCGUCCGUUCUCGUCGUCUUUCGCGCCUUUCGCCUCCCCUUGUGUUUCCUGCUCCGACGCCGCCUGUGGACCCCGGCUGAGUCUCCUGCGGCGAGCGCGGCGGGGAGUGAACUGGAAUGCCUACCAGGUUUGUUCACUUUACGAAACUGUCUUUCGCUCUCGUUUGCUUUCGUGGAAAGCGGCGCUCUUCCCCGUGGCGCUGUCCAUCGGGGCGUUCUCCUCACUUCUUCUCGACCUUCUUCGCUGUGCAAGUGCGCGCCUUACCGACGUCGAGUACAUCGAGGUCGCGGUCUCCUGCGUGAGGGGUUUGUCUGCUCUCCCUCCUCUCUUUCUUCUUCUGGAGGCAAACUGGAUUCUCCUCGCUUCUCUUGAGUCGCUCUGUCCCUCGCUGCGCUCUCGAUCCAACCUCGCGGAAGUCGUCGCCUUCUUGUCGCGCAGCGAAAGGAGAUACGCUUUUGGGUCCGAGGCGGAGCCCCAAGCCGCCACUGUCCCUGUCGGUCGAGCGCAGCCCCCGAGCCUUGAGAGACAGACGGAGACACUUGUGGGAGGAGGGUGUGCGAAGAGCGUGAAGGGAGGCCGAAAACAAACCAAGGCCGGAGGCGACGAAAAAGGGGAGAAGUUCCAUCUUGGUUGUCCUGAGAAUCCGUCUGAGAUGCGAGACACAAACGAGGAAAGGUUUCCUCCUCAUGCCGCCUCGGCUCGUGGCGAACCGGACAGAAAGGAAGGAGGCGACGGAGACUCCAGUCCAAAGUUUAACGAGCGAUGUAAUCCAGCGAUCAAUACAGAAUGCGGUCGAGACUUCCAUCCAGAACAGAGUAGCGAUAUCCGAGAAGGCCGGAUCCCCAAGCCGGUCGGCCUCCAUGGCGGCGGCGCAGAAGCUCUAGGGACCUUCGAUCCCGAAGGGCGCCGAGGCCGAGGGAGAGGGUCGCCGCAGCUUGGCGAACGUCGAAACGGAGACGGCCCCGUAGCGGAAGGAAACUCUUUCUGGAGAGUCGAAGAACGCGAAGAAGGCUGUGGGGUAGGGGGGUUCUCGCCCGCUGAGCUCUCACCUUCGUCCUCAUGGCUUUCUGCGAGUCUUCCAGGCGCAGCUCUCUGCGUUUCGUGUCUAGAGGUUUUCGCCGCCUCGCCUUCCUUUCGAGGAGACGGGAGCGCUGAGUCUGAUCUCUUUGACCGGGACGGGUCGAUACGAGAGUUAAGGGAGCCGUGCUUGAGCGUUCGUUCCUCUGUUGUCUCGCGGCUCCGACAGACAGCGACAGAGACUGCAAAGAGUUCUCUCGAGGUCAGCAUCGAACUCUUAAAACGCUACUUUCGUAUGUUUGACACGCUCCUGCUCGACGAGGAAGACGGCGGUGGCUUCGUCUUUGCACAAGACGAGAGACCGCGUGGAGUGCGGCAACCAGGCCGACGCCACUCUGGGGUUGCCCUAGUCAUUCAGAUUGUUCGCCUUCUGGGCGCCUUGGCCGAGAGUCCGAACUCCGCCUCUCUCCUUUUGUCCUCCAGCAAUUCCACCGCGCCUCUUCUUCUCUCGCUUCUCUUCUCGCUUCUCCUCCCGUUCUGCCAGCUCGCGCCUGCUGAAGAGAAGACGCUGCUAGGCCACAGAUCGACGUCCUUCGCGUUUGCGCUGUACCCCUCUCGGGCCUCGAGCCCGAAGCCAAAGAGACAGCAAAAGAGAGACACCCCACACCCACAGAGACGGUCGCCGGUCUCCUUCUCAUCUAAUGUCUCUUUUACUCGGAGACAUCCCCCUUGCUCUUUCGCCCACGGCUGGUGCACUCCCAGGAGCGUCACGAGCAACCAGCGACCGCGGCUUCGCGAACGAGCACAAGGAGACACACGGGGACGGAGGCAGGAGACGUUUUGCGCUGGAGAAGAAAUGACAGAGACGGUGGGCGCGCCCUCGCCUGGGCGGCGUCUCCCCGUCUCCGCCUUCGAUCCAGCGUCUAGUCCCAGUGAUCGCGCCUGCAGAGCAAACGAGGCCCGACGAGACUUUCCUUUGUCGCCACCAAACACCCCCGUGAGGGCGGACACAAACAGGAGAGACAAGGUGGAAGCAGGACGAGGCGGAAGUAAAGGCAGAAACGCAGAUUCAAGGUGCGAGGGGGGAACAGCUGAAGAAGGACAUGCCAUUCGCUGCUGCAUUUGUUAUCGCCGAGUUUCUCUCCUCGGCCUCGCGUCGGCAGAAAACAGAUGGCGAGCCUUGAGGAUUCUUGGAGUUGACGGAGACACUGCGGCGCUUGUCUGUUCACGGUCUCGUGAAAUAUGCGAGCCCGGAGAGGCACCGAGAAAGCCGCUGCUGCGCGGACGCUCCAGUCAGAUUUCGCGUUUGUCUUCGAGCUGCUGCGAGCCAGUGGUGGAGGAAAGUCGCAGGGGCCGCCGGGUCGCCGGAGGCGGCAAAGGCGAAGAACAAGGAGAGGAAAAAGGCAGAGCAGAAGGAAAAGGAGACAGCUGUCAAGCGGCAACCUGGAUCCUUGCGCGCCGUACCAGACCGGCUUCGGAGACAGCGAGAAGGCAAAGCGAGGGAAAAAGCGCGGAAGGAAGAGAGGCACAAAGACGGAGGAGAAGAGACAGAAGAAGAGAGAGAAGAAUUCCAGUGCAUGGAGGGCUCAUUGACUGUCCACGGGAUGAAGCAGAGAGUGAAGAGGAGGAAGUCGAAUCGAUACGCACAGCGGUCACCAAGUUUAUUCGUGCUCUGGAGAGACCCCCCAGGCGCGGCAUCGGCGUUGAGUGGACAAACUCUCUUUCCUUCUUUGUUCAUUCGAGUCCGUCGUUCUCUCCUGCUUGUCUUGUGGCUGGACCUGCAAAGGCUUCGGCGCGUCACACGCGCAUCUCUUCGUUUUCUGCGCCCCAGUCUCCUCUCUCCUCCUCCUGCCGUUUUGUCUCCACUUUCUCUCUCUCACCCUCUCUACCGGCCUGUUCUCGGUCCUUUGCAUCCUCGCCCUCCUUGGUGGGUUGCGCGGAGGAGGCGGAAAGCCUUCGGCAUUCUCGGAGUUCGACGCGAGACAUGCGCGCUUCGUCGCCGGCGAACGAGAGACAGGGUGGCGAAGCAGAACGCCGUCGGCACCUUCCUAGAAAGCCAGCGGGCGACACCAGCGACCUCGAACGCGCAGGCGGCUGCUCGUCUCGCUCGCGUUCUUCUUCCUCCUGCAGCGAGACAGCCAGCGACACAGAAAUCGACGGCGGAGGAGACGGAGAAGAGGGAGAGGAAGGCGGAGAAGCAGACGAAGAAGAAGAGACAGAAGCCGACGAAGCAGAAGAGACAGAAGCAGACGAAGCAGAAGAGACAGAAGCAGACGAAGAAGAAGAGCUCCGGAGGAGUUUAGGGACUGCAGCCGCAGUGGUUGAAGCAGCUACGUCGGUGAUUCAGUUGGGCGAGAUGAGGAAGCGAGAAGGAGCUGCGAGGUGGUGGAAGCUGGUUGAGGUCGCCCUGUGGGCGAUUGGCGCUGUCUCCAACACUCUCGCACGCAUUUCUGCCUUUUCGUCUCCUUCUCCUUGCUCGCCUCUGCCCUGCGACACUGGCGGAGACGCUUCCCAGGGAGGCGCCGUGGAUCCUUGGAUGCAAAGUCGAAAGGCGAUAGAAGAAGAAAUCUGGAGUCGCGACUCGAGUCUUUCUGUCGACCGCGUCGUCAAGACUCUCGCCCAGAUUCUCACAGCUCCUGGACAAGCUCCAGAAGCGAGGCGACCGCAAGACCGAGCGAGACGCGAAUCUCCGACAGCGGAAGGCCAGCCGAGGAGCCAGGUGUCUCCGCGAGGCGAAGAGGAUGGAGAAGUAGGAAAGAGCAGCGACCUAACUGAGGGACCAAGGUGGCCUAGCAGAGAGCUGGGGCUUGGCGGCCAGAGAGGAGACCCCACAGUCCACUCCGACAGCGACAAAGAAGGAGAAGGAGACAUGCCGCUUCUGAAGGGAAGGGCCCUCAUUGUGGCCAAAGACCUCGCGACUUACUUGGUCACUCACUAUGGCGCCGAAGAACUGCAUGCGCUCGCUCGCUUGGCUUCUCGCAGUUGCACAGACCAUCACCAGCAUCCGGUCGUUAGACUAUGUAGCUUCGUCGCUUUUGAAGGUUUUCUCGCUGCGCUCAAGCGGCGCGCUUCUGGCGAGGUGGCGCUCGAGUUUGAGAUUUCCGCCGUGAUUGAAGACGCACAUGAUCUCCUCCCGCUGCUCUCCGCCUCCACUUGCACGGAGUUCCUGCGUCUCCUGCUGCGGAUCUUGAGGCUCUGCCCCAUCGCCUCGGGCGUCUACUCCCCGCCUCACAUACAGCGCCUGAUUUGCACCGCCUGGGCGAAGGCGCUGCAUGUGCCGCAGCUGAACGGCGGCUUCCAGGCGCUUCUCAGUGCAUGCGUCGCCCGCGAGACGGGGAGCGCGAACAACGCAAAUGACGUCAGCUCUGCAAUCCAGCAGCGAUUGGUGGCUUCGCUGUGUGUCCUGUUGGAAGCGCAUCGUCUGAGUUUGGCGGCGAAACAGACUGCCCUGCAGCGCGAUUCUCUCCAUCUUUCUUUUCCGGCCUCGAUGGACGCCCGCCCCGCUUUCGCUUCUCCCCCCGCCUCUGCCCACGUUGCAUGCAUGUGCGCAGAGGCCCUGCGGACUUUCUUCGCCUCCCAGCCUCUCCCGUCCUGCGUCUUUGGCCGAGAUCACCUCCUCACCCGCGAGUCUCCUCCGUGUCUCUCUCUUCCUGCCGGCGCUCUGGGGGCUUCUUCGCCAGCGGCCGCGCAAGCAGAGACAGGCGUCUCCUGCCGUGGGCCUCCGGACGGAUCGAUGCGACGCAUGCAGCAGGAAAGACUGAAAAAACGAGAGGAGAAAGAUGACGACUUCUGGGGUUCCGGGACCGGCCCCGCGUCGCCCGGCCGCCCCCCAAAUGCGUCUCGCGGCCUGUGUGCCGAGAGGGGCGACGGCGAGGGAGACAGAAGGUCCGACGGCGAGAAGGCGCCGUGUGUGGAGACUCAGUCGCAGUUUCCUUCUCACUUGUCGAAGGGGGAGGAAGCUGGUCAUGACAGUAAGAUCCAGGAGGGAGAAACAGAGCGACAAGAGCCAGCGGAAGAUGCAGGGAUCGCCCCUCUCGUGCCGCCGCUGUGGGAUGGCAUCCGAGAGCUCUGCGCGGUUUGCAUGAUGACAGAAGACGACGAACUGCUUCGGCUCGCAGCGGAGUGCAUUGCUGUCUUUCUUCUCCACACCCACGCACCACUGCCGGUCUCUUCGCCGCGCGCUGUUGGCUUCUUCUCAGCCUCUCCCUUCGCUUGGCUUUUUCGCGACGAGUUGAGCGCCGCAGAUCCGAACUCAGGGCAUGACGACUCCUGUCAGAGCGGAAGGCCGCCUCAGAUGGAGCUGAUGCCUCCUCGGUGUCCAGACGCCGAGCCCCGCCCGUCGGCUUCUUUCGCGGCGUCUGAGUGCGACGUGUCUGGAGCAGGUUCGGGGCCUUUCAACUGCUGUGUACCCCAACUGUCUCGCGCAGAAAGGGAACGAAGAGAAAUGACGGAGGCUCUGCUGUUUCCGUUUGUUCUUCCAGUUGCAGGGCGUCUCCUGAACGACAGGACGUUGGACGCCGCAGCCGCGCCGCAGUUGGCGGGGCUCUGGGAGACAAUUUUUUUCUGUUUUUUCUUCGACAAGAAGCUGCUUUUCCCGUCGCAUCUGCAGGAGCUCCUCGUCCUUCUCGUGCGACGGCAGGCGGCGCUGCGAGACGAGGCAGACGAGCCUCAGGAGUCCAGGUUAGCGGAAAUCAAGGCUCAGGCGCAACGCGCCGAGCUUCUCACUGGCACCUGCUGGUUGACGCUCUUCGAAGCUCCGACGCUGCUGCGUCUUCUGUCCACGACUCCUCUCGCCGAGGCCGAGAUGUCGCAGCUAGGCCAAGGCGCCAAUGCAUGCGGGCAUUCGCAAGAAGCCAACGGGGCGGCAGCUCCGGGCGAGGGGCCGGGGCGCGGAAACGAAGAGCGCAGCGGAAGAUUCGCGGGCAACGAGGAAAUGGAUCAAAAGAAGAGUGCUGGAGAGGAUGCCGGAGACGCGUGCGUCCUCCCAAAGUCUCGCGAGCCGGAGAGCGAACAGAGGCAGGACUCCCGAGAAGAAGACCACUGUGGCAUGCAUCCAUUUGGAGAGGCGCGGCGAGAAGAACGAAUCCCCGUGUCUCGCAGUGGCGCAAAUCCCCACCCAGAGCAGCGCGAGGACGGGGCGUCACGCGUUUCAUUUCAGAAGGGGGAAGCCUCGGAUGCGGCGCCGAAGUCGCCUUCGAUGUUAGCCGCUCUUCUUGUCGAAGUCGUCUGGGCUCUGCGGCAGCUGCGGCCGCCCUCAGAGGAAGAGAGACGAUGGAGCAGAGGAGGCCGAGGUCUGCUGGGAGAGCAGCGCGGGGGGGCGCGGCACAGCGCGAGGCUGAGGAGGAACGGCCUGAUACAGCGAGAAAGCCGGAAAGGGGACUCGGAGGUGGAGGAGCCGUCAGACGCGAGCCUUCUCAACUCCCCCCACCUCAUCAGAUUGCAGUUCACCCGGAAUGUCCUUGUCGCUUUCGUCUGUUCGCUUCUGUCACACUGGGAUACAUCGGACGCGCCUCUUGAGUUUUGUCUCCCCUACCACAGCAAACGUCGUCCCCCUGCAGCGCCGGACGCGCCGGCUGCCUGCUCCCGCGCAGAGGCGUCGAGCAACAUGCCGCCACCGACCCCUGCCUCUCGACCUUCUUCUGGCGACGCGGCUUGUGUUUGUGGCCUGCGACGGAUACCGAGACGCGAGCAGGGCCAGACCGCCAACGCCCCAGAGCCUUGGAACCCGAGAGAUCCGGGCGGCUCCAGUGUGGCAACUGAGCUCUUAGGUCACGUUCUUCGCCUCUCAGUUCCCUUGGAGACCCUUUGGCAAGCUGCAGUCUAUGCAGAUCAGACGCUUCGUCUGCCAAAGCCGGUGCAUGCAGCAUCUGCCUGCCUGCCUUCCCGACAGAGAUCCCGGAGCUUGGAGAACAUUUCGCUUGCUUCUGUCCUCCCAGACGUCGAAGCCGGAAGCCCAGACACUCGAGUAGGUCGCUCAGUCUCGGGGGUAUACAGUCUGCAGGUUCAUCCCGUUGGCGGCACGACAGAACUCCAGCGAGAGCCCAACGGCCCGCGCGACGCCGCCUUGGCCGGCAGGUUCGAUCUACACCCUCCCAGCUUGCGCCAGGGCCCCUUCGUGCAAGCAGCAGCGAGCAAGGAGCUUUGGCGUGGAGCUGAGCAGCUGGAAGACCGUUUCCUUGGCUCGUUUGUCUCCCCAUCUCAGCUCGACGACGCAUGGGAACCUAGUCGAAUGCAUGAUGACUCAAGGGGUUUUUCUGGAGCUCCUCGACGUAGUCGAGACACACUCUCCUGGGUCGACCGACAUGCCCCCUCGUGCCCUAGAGGCGUUGAAUGCCAACACGGGGAAGUCUGCCCUUUCCUUUCGCAGACGCCAGCGCCGGAGUUGGGAACGUCACCGUUUUGCAUGCAUCCGAGACAUACAGUUGAAGAAAGCGAAGGAAUCGGGAUGUCCGGGAUUGGAGAGCAGGGCUUGCCUUCCGGCGCCAGGGUCGCUGCAACGUCGUCGCAAGCUCAGGUCGGCACCGAGCGCAGACGCAGCACACACGAAGCUCUCGCGCCGUUACCUCAACCAGUCACGGACUUCCUCUUUGAGGUUCUCCUGGCGUUUCACAAAGGAGACAAGUGUCCUCCUCAUGGGAGGCGGCCGGGGGGUCGGCGAGCGGUACGCCGCAAGCGACCCAGCAGCUGUCCGGUGUGCACACACGAGAGAAAAAGCGAACCGUGGGAUGUCGUCAGAGUGCAGUCGAGCAUGGGGAGCGAUCUGGACCUCGAUGAGGGAGACAACCGGGUGUCGAGUGUCCGUCUCUCACUCAACGAAAAAACAGGCUCGCCCGGCAACCUUGAUUGCACAGAGUCCAGUCGGUGCAGUGUGUUUGACCAGCGACGAGCGCUCGACCCCCUAUUCCUUGUUCCAUGUGAAAUGCGCGUCUUUGCCUUUCUUCGCGAGCUCGUGGAACGCGCCAAGAGGGCCAGUUCCAAGAGACCGGAGACAGGUGUCUCCGGCGGACGUGUGGGUUCUCUUUGGGCAGGCCUCGACUGGCGGCUUCAGGAGCUUAUCCUUCAUCUAUUUGCGCCUGCGCGACCUACUGAGGCGCGCUCUGCGGGUUUGCAGGAGUCAGCGGAACAGCGUUCGGUACAACUCGGUGCGUGUGAUCCUUUAGUCGUCGGAGAUGAAGACAGACACAGUGUUUUCAGGCGGUCUCCCCUUCUGCAGAAUACCGCCGAUCUUACAGGCACGAAAAGUCAAGGGGAGCGCCACGAUGCGCGGGGCGACGAGCUGUGCACUGCGCCUCGCAGAGGUGGAAGUGGAGAAUCUGAGUCGUCUGUGGAGACUGUCUGGACUUCCGUUUAUGGGAUUGAUUGUGGAAGAGAGCAACAUGCCUCCUCCAGUCUCCAGCCACUGCAGGACGGUGCAGGUCUGCUGGGCUGUCGCGAUGAAAGAUUGGGGAAGAGAGACUCGAGCAUCGGGCAGGGACCCCCAGCGGCCACGCAGGCGCAAGACCCCGAGGAACGUGGAGCACAGAGACGUGCAGAGCAUGCACAGCUCUCGGAGCCUUUCGAGGCUCCUUCACAGGCUCUGUCGAGCCACGGGAGGCCAGAACAGGUGUGGGACCGACGUUAUGGCCAAAGCACUGACAGGGGAGUCAGCGUUGGACGAUCGGGUGCAGCCCGAGGCGGUCUGCAGGGGCCAGGCACGGCUCCGUUUGCGCCGGACGAAGACGAAGACGAGGAACUGGCGAUGAAAUGCGACUAGGUGUGGGAGUCAUACCUCACCGAGGAACAGGGCAGGGGAACAUUAGGAAACCCACAUUUUC
Messenger RNA from Toxoplasma gondii ME49, 12106 nucleotides. RefSeq lists its product as hypothetical. The transcript is spliced from 9 exons. The coding region runs from base 1 to 12045 and encodes 4014 amino acids. The record is from RefSeq and is a predicted model, not a curated record. NCBI's taxonomy places the organism in Eukaryota, Apicomplexa, Conoidasida, Eucoccidiorida, Sarcocystidae.